Episyrphus balteatus (marmalade hoverfly) is the source of this 2739-nucleotide messenger RNA. RefSeq names its product ubiquitin carboxyl-terminal hydrolase 46 (gene Usp12-46). Gene Ontology annotation, molecular function: cysteine-type deubiquitinase activity; cysteine-type endopeptidase activity. The transcript is spliced from 3 exons. Gene Ontology annotation, biological process: protein deubiquitination. Gene Ontology annotation, cellular component: cytosol; nucleus. The record is from RefSeq and is a predicted model, not a curated record. Bases 857 to 1921 code for a protein of 354 amino acids. NCBI's taxonomy places the organism in Eukaryota, Metazoa, Arthropoda, Insecta, Diptera, Syrphidae.
UUUUUCCACGAUUUUUAUUCCGACCACCAUCAACGAUGUAGUCUUUUUUCGUGUCCGUGACAACGACUAAAAAAUUUAAUUUGCAAAAAAUAAAAAAAACACAAAAAAAAUUAACUAAACAAAUCAUAAACCCAAAGAACAACAAAAUUCGCAACAACAUUCAACACUAUUCAUCCCGAAAUAGUUUUAUUAUAACGAAAAAAGAAAAACCUUUGCGAAACAGCUUUGUAAACAAAACCAAUUUUUGUCUGGCAUCAAGAAACACAAAAAAAAGAGAAAAUUUUAAUUUUUUUCGCAAAGCUCAAAAGUUCUUCUGUGUGUUUCCAAUUUAUUAUAUAUUCUCCAUUGUUGUAUUUUACACAAGAAAAAAGUAAAAAUAAAAAAGAAAAUGUUUAUUAUAUUCGAUUGUUUGUAAAGUAUUUAUCAGUGGAAAGGGCAAUUAAAUUGCUUCCGAACAUAAUUAAUUUUUUUGUGUUAUUGGAAUUAAAAUAAAAUAAAAAAAAUGAAGGAACUUUGUCGUUGCAAAAAAGGCAAAGCUUCAAACUAAAUUUCUAUGUAAAACUAAAUAAGCACUCUCACAAAAAAAAAAAAAAAAUAAGAAAAAAAAAACUAGCUUUUGUAGAUGUUGAUUAGUAGAAAUUUUUAGUGCUGGAUGCUUGCAUUAAAAUUGAUGAUUAACCAUACAUAUACACGACUUGAUUUUGUGUUUCAAUUUCCGUCAGAUAUAAUGUUUUGAGUCAUUUUCUGACUUAACCUUGUUUCCAAAAAAAACUGAUCUGUGUGCAGAAGAAUCUUAAAUACAUUGUUAAUCAAUAAACAAUUCACCAUUGAAUAUUUCAAAAAAAUAAAAUCAAAUAUGGGUGCUAAUGUGUCACAACUGGAACGCGAAAUAGGGAGUGAAUUAUUUCCCCCCAAUGAACACUAUUUUGGCCUCGUAAACUUUGGCAACACAUGUUACAGUAAUUCAGUGUUGCAAGCUUUAUAUUUCUGUAAGCCAUUUAGAGAGAAAGUUCUUGAGUAUAAGGCAAAGAAUAAACGUUCCAAGGAGACUCUUCUCUCAUGUUUGGCUGAUUUGUUCUAUAACAUUGCUACACAAAAGAAGAAAGUUGGCUCAAUUGCUCCGAAAAAGUUUAUUGCACGUUUGAGAAAAGAAAAGGAAGAAUUUGACAAUUAUAUGCAACAAGAUGCUCAUGAGUUUUUAAAUUUCCUUAUAAACCACAUAAACGAAAUCAUUUUGGCCGAACGCAACACAACCAAAGGUAAAAAUGGAAGCAGUAAUGGAACAAAUGAAGGUCCUACCGAGCCCACUUGGGUCCAUGAGAUUUUUCAAGGCAUCCUUACCAGUGAGACUCGUUGCCUAAAUUGUGAGACUGUAAGUAGCAAAGAUGAGAACUUCUUCGAUCUACAAGUCGAUGUGGAUCAGAACACAAGCAUCACCCAUUGUCUGCGAUGUUUCAGCAACACAGAAACUCUUUGCAGUGACAACAAGUUUAAAUGUGACAACUGUUGCAGCUACCAAGAGGCUCAAAAACGAAUGCGCGUUAAGAAGCUACCAAUGAUUCUUGCCUUACAUCUAAAACGUUUCAAAUACAUGGAACAGUUUAAUAGACACAUCAAAGUAUCACAUCGAGUUGUGUUUCCAUUGGAACUGCGUUUGUUCAAUACAUCCGAUGAUGCUGUGAAUCCAGAUCGGCUGUACAACUUAAUGGCUGUUGUAAUACAUUGUGGAUCCGGUCCGAAUCGAGGACAUUACAUAAGCAUUGUUAAAAGUCAUGGUUUGUGGCUGCUAUUCGACGAUGAUAUGGUUGAUAAGAUUGAAGCAUCAACAAUUGAAGAUUUCUACGGACUCACUUCGGACAUUCAGAAGUCCUCAGAGACGGGAUAUAUUCUCUUCUAUCAGUCAAGAGAUUGUGCAUCAUAAACAAAAAUAUCGUACGUUUUUGUUAGUUUUCUAUAUAAUUUUUGUUCGUUUUUUUCGAAUGUUUAUGUUUAAAGAUAUCAAAGUAGUUAAAUUGUUGUAAUGUUUGAUUUGGUUUCUUGAUAAAGUUGUUCCACAAAAUAAAAUAUUAUUUCAUAUUAAAAUUCAAAUUAUAUUAUAUAGGAGGGUUUACUUUAUUUACCUAACCAUUAAAUGAAUUAUAUAAAAUUUAAAAUUUCCGUUUCUAAUUUAUUGUUGUUAAAAACUAUUUAGUUAAACAUUUUUGUUUCAAUUUUUUGCCUAUUUCCUUUGUUUCGUAGUUAUAUAAAAAUACGAUAACAUUAUAAUGUUUUAUGUUAAGUCAAAACUAUCAAUAUUCUAUAUAAAAAAAAGUCAUAAUUUUUAAUGUUAUACAUAAUUACGAAUGAACAACAUGUUUUUUUUUUGUUGUAAAAUCAUAUUUUUGUUUAGUAAUUUAUUUGCACAGUUAAAAUAAUAAAAAUUAUGUUGUUAGUAAACUCUGCAAACUUAUACCAUAGAACUUUAUUAAAUAAAUUUAAAAAAAAAUGUGAUAAGUACAUUUUCUUGCAAAUAAAAACGUUUAACAUUAUUAUGAAUGGUCUAAACUAAAAUUAUGUUUUUAUUUAUUUAUUUUAUUGAGAAAUUAUGAAUGUUUUAUGAAGAAGAAGGUAAGGUUGGGGCGAACUGCGAACAAAUAGUACUUGAUUUAUAAAUCUUGAUACAAAAAAAGGUAGAAUAGAGGUACCUAAUAAUUUGCAGUUUUGUUUUUCGCAAUAGAUUUGUAAGUCUGUCAAAUUUCU